AUGGCCGCCAGCACCGCGAGUGAAGACGAGAAGUUCCUCUUCUUGGACGACGGCUUCAGCAGCAACCCCACAGCCCAGGCUGACUGGGCCGCCAGGAAGCUGGUGUGGAUCCCGUCUGAGCGGCAGGGGUUCGAGGCGGCCUCCGUUCAGGAGGACCGCGGGGACCAGGUCCUGGUGGAGCUGGCCGACGGGAGCCGGAAGCUGACCGUCAGCAAGGAUGACGUGCAGAAGAUGAACCCGCCCAAGUUCAGCAAGGCAGAGGACAUGGCCGAGCUCACCUGUCUGAACGAGGCCUCCGUGCUGAACAACCUGAAGGAGAGGUACUUCUCUGGGCUCAUCUACACGUACUCCGGGUUGUUCUGUGUGGUGAUAAACCCCUACAGAAUGCUGCCCAUCUACUCAGAGAAGGUCAUUGAGAUGUACAAGGGGAAGAAACGCCACGAGGCACCGCCACACAUCUACUCCAUCGCUGAUAAUGCCUACAGGAACAUGAUGCAGGAUCGAGAAGACCAGUCUAUUCUCUGCACCGGGGAGUCUGGUGCAGGAAAGACGGAGAACACUAAGAAGGUGAUCCAGUACCUGGCAGUAGUGGCUUCCUCACACAAGACCAAAUGCUCUGUGAGUAUGCAGCAGUCAGGAUCACAGUUAGCCUAUGGGGAGCUAGAGAAACAGCUCCUGCAGGCUAACCCCAUUCUGGAAGCGUUUGGAAAUGCCAAGACCAUCAAGAACGAUAACUCCUCCCGAUUUGGAAAAUUCAUCCGAAUUAAUUUUGACAUGACCGGCUAUAUCGUUGGAGCCAACAUCGAGACAUACCUGCUGGAGAAAUCUCGUUGUAUCCGGCAGGCUAAGAUUGAGCGCUCCUUCCACAUCUUCUACUACAUGGUGGCUGGAGCCAAGGACAAGCAGAGGGAGGAGCUUUUGCUGGAGAACUUCAGCAACUACCGUUUCCUGGUUGCGGGGCAUGUGCAGUUGCCAGGACAACAGGACGACGAGAUGUACGAGGAGACACUGGAGGCCAUGAACAUCUUGGGCUUCACGGAGGAGGAGCAGCUCGGGAUCAUGAAGGUGGUCUCCACGGUUCUGCAGUUGGGGAACAUCGAGUUUAAGAAGGAGAGGAACCAGGAGCAGGCCACCAUGCCUGACAACACAGCUGCUCAGAAGGUGUGCCACCUGCAGGGCAUCAAUGUGACGGACUUCGCCCGUGCCAUACUCACACCCCGCAUCAAGGUGGGCAGGGAGGUGGUGCAGAAGGCCCAGACCAAGGAACAGGCGGACUUUGCAGUGGAGGCUCUGGCCAAGGCGAUGUACGCACGGCUAUUCCGUUGGAUUCUGACACAUGUCAACAAGGCACUGGACAAGACCAAGAGGCAGGGCUCCACCUUCCUUGGUAUCCUGGACAUCGCUGGCUUUGAGAUCUUUGAGGAUAACUCAUUUGAGCAGCUCUGCAUCAACUACACCAACGAGAAGUUGCAGCAGCUCUUCAACCACACCAUGUUCAUCCUGGAGCAGGAGGAGUACCAGAGGGAGGGCAUCGAGUGGAGCUUCAUCGACUUCGGCCUGGACCUGCAGCCCUGCAUCGACCUCAUCGAGAGGCCGAAUAACCCCCCAGGUAUCCUGGCCCUGCUGGAUGAGGAGUGCUGGUUCCCCAAGGCCACGGACGUGUCUUUCGUGGAGAAGCUGAUGAACACUCAGGCCAACCACCCCAAGCUCUCCAAACCCAAACAGCUGAAACUCCAACCAGAGUUCUCCGUUCAGCACUAUGCUGGCAGGGUAGACUACAAUGCCUCCAACUGGCUGACCAAGAACAUGGACCCGCUGAACGACAACGUCACUCAGCUGCUCAAUAACUCCUCCAUCAAUUUCAUCCAGGAGCUGUGGAAAGACACGGAUCGUGUGGUUGGCCUGGAUACCAUGACCAAGAUGUCGAACAGUUCCAUGUCCAGUCCCUCCAAGGCUAAGAAGGGCAUGUUCCGCACCGUGGGCCAGCUGUACAAGGAGUCCCUGACCAAGCUGAUGACCACGCUGCACAACACACAGCCUAACUUUGUACGCUGCAUUAUCCCCAACCACGAGAAGAGGGCUGGGAAGCUGGACGCCCACCUGGUCCUGGAGCAGCUCAGGUGCAAUGGCGUGCUGGAGGGAAUCCGAAUCUGCCGGCAGGGGUUCCCCAACCGCAUCGUCUUCCAGGAGUUCCGCCAGCGAUAUGAGAUCCUGGCUGCCAGUGCCAUUCCCAAAGGCUUCAUGGAUGGUAAACAGGCCUGCACCCAGAUGAUCAAACACCUGGAUCUGGAUGCCAACCUGUACCGGAUCGGCCAGAGCAAAGUGUUCUUCCGCACAGGCGUGCUGGCCCACCUGGAGGAGGAGCGGGACAUUAAGAUCACCGUGGUGAUCAUCGCUUUCCAGUCCCAGGCCCGUGGCUUCCUAGGCAGGAAGGCGUUUGCUAAGAGGCAGCAGCAGCUGACAGCGAUGAAGGUGAUCCAGAGGAACUGCGCCGCCUACCUGAUGCUGAGGAACUGGCAGUGGUGGAGACUCUUCACCAAGGUGAAGCCUCUGCUACAGGUCACCCGACAGGAUGAGGAAAUGAGCCACAAAGAGGAGGAGCUUCAGAAAGCUAAGGACAUAGCGCAGAAGUCUGAGGCGGAGCUGAAGGAGAUCACCCAAAAGCACGCACAGCUCCUGGAGGAGAAGAACCAGCUGCAGGAGCGACUGCAGACGGAGGCGGAGCUGUACGCUGAUGCGGAGGAGAUGCGGGUUCAGCUGGAGGCCAAGAAGCAGGAGCUGGAGGAGGUUGUGCAGGAGAUGGAGGAGCGACUGGAGGAGGAGGAGGAGCGAGGCCAGGCCAUGCAGGCGGAGAGGAAGAAGAUGCAGCAGCAAAUACAGGAGUUGGAGCAGAACUUGGUGGGCGAGGAGGAUGCUCGGCAGAAGCUGCAGCUGGAGAAGGUGGUGGCCGAGGGGAAGAUUAAGAAGCUGGAGGACGAUGUCCUGGCGAUGGAAGGCCAGAACAGCAAGCUGCAGAAGGAGAGGAAGCUGUUAGAGGAACGGAUAGCGGACUUUACCUCCAAUCUAUCCGAGGAAGAGGAGAAAUCAAAGAACCUGACCAAGCUGAAGAACAAACACGAGUCCAUGAUAUCCGAGCUGGAGGGGCGGUUGAAGAAGGAGGAGAAAGGCAGGCAGGACCAGGAUAAGGCCAAGCGGAAGCUGGAGGGAGAGCAGGCAGACCUGCUGGAGCAGUCUGCUGACAUGCAGGCCCAGAUAGAGGAGCUGAAGACCCAGCUGGCCAAGAGAGAUCAGGAUCUACAAGCAGCAGCUGUGAGAGCGGAGGCCGAGGCCGCGCAGAAGAACAGCAGCCUGAAGCGGCUGCGGGAGCUGGAGGGGCUGCUGUCCGAGACGCAGGAGGACCUGGAGUCCGAGCACGCCGCCCGGGGGAGGGUGGAGAAGGCCUGGAGCGACCUGGGAGAGGAGCUGGAGGCCCUGAAGUCAGAGCUGGAGGACACCCUGGACACCACUGCGGCCCAGCAGGAGCUCCGGGCGAAGCGGGAACAGGAGGUCUCUCUGCUGAAGCAGAUGCUGGAGGAAGACAGGCGGGCCCAUGAGGCCCAGCAGCAGGAGUUGCGGCAGAAACACACGCAGGCUGUGGAGGAGCUCAGCGAGCAGCUGGAGCAGUGCAAACGGGCUAAGGCCGGUGUGGAGAAGGUGAAGGUGGCUCUGGAACAGGAGAGAGCUGACCUCAGCGCAGACGUGCACUCCCUGACCAGCAGCAAGCAGGACGCGGAACACAGGAGGAAGAAGGUGGAGGGCCAGCUGGCCGACCUGCAGGCCCGCUACAGCGACAGUGAGAGGCAGAAAGCCGAGCUGGAGGAGCGUGUCUCCAGGGCAACAGUGGAGCUGGACAAUGUGACCGGCCUCCUGAAUGAAGCCGAGAGCAAAAACAUCAAGCUUAGCAAAGAUGUGGCUGGCCUCAGCUCCCAGCUUCAAGACAGCCAGGAGCUGCUGGCAGAUGAGACGCGGCAGAAGCUGAACGUCUCCACACGCCUGCGGCAGGUGGAGGAGGACUGCCACGCCCUGCAGGAGCAGCUCGAGGAGGAGGCCGAGGGCAGGAGGAUCGUGGACAGGCAGGUGUCCUCCCUCAAUGGACAGCUGUCAGACUCCAGGAAGAAGGUGGAGGAGCUGAGCUACGGCCUGGAGCUCCUGGAGGAGAGCAAGCGGAGGCUGCAGCGCGACCUGGAGGGAGCCGGCCUGAGGUACGAGGAAAAGGCCUCCGCCUACGACAAGCUGGACAAGAGCAAGACCCGCCUGCAGCAGGAGCUGGACGACCUGCUGGUGGACCUGGACAACCAGCGGCAGCAUGUCUCCAACCUGGAGAGGAAGCAGAAGAAGUUUGACCAGAUGCUGGCGGAGGAGAAGACAGUCUCCUGUAAGUCUGUGGAGGAGCGUGAUCGCGCGGAGGCGGAUGUGCGGGAGAAGGAGACUCGGGUGCUGUCACUGACGCGGUCACUGGAGGAGGCGCAGAGGUAUCGUGAGGAGCUAGAGAGGAAUAACAAGGCCCUCCGUGCCGAGAUGGAGGACCUGGUCAGCUCCAAGGAUGACGUUGGCAAGAGUGUCCAUGAGCUGGAGAAGGCAAAGCGGGCGCUGGAGGCUCAGGUGGAGGAGAUGCUCACUCAGGUGGAGGAGCUGGAGGACGAGCUGCAGGCCACGGAGGACGCCAAGCUGCGUCUGGAGGUCAACAUGCAGGCCAUGAAGGCCCAGCACGAGAGGGACCUGCAGGGGCGAGAGGAGCAGGGGGAGGAGAAGAAAAGACAUCUGCUCAAACAGGUGCGAGAGCUGGAGAUGAGUCUGGAGGACGAGCGGAAACAGAGGGCCUCGGCAGCAGCUGCUAAGAAGAAGCUGGAGGCGGAGGUGAAGGACCUGGAGGACCAAGUUGAGACGAGCAGCCGAGGUCAUGACGAGGCCGCCAAGCAGCUGCGUAAGACGCAGGCCCAGGCGAAGGACCUGCAGAGGGAGGUGGAGGACUCCCAGUCAGCCCGGGAGGAGGUGCUGUCUUCCUUUAGAGAGACUGAGAGGAAGGCCAGGAGCCUGGAGGCUGACCUCCUCCAGCUGCAGGAGGACCUAGCAGCCACUGAAAGAGCUAAGAAGCAGGUGGAAGCAGAGCGGGAUGAGCUGGUAGAGGAGCUUGCCAGCAACUCCAGAAAGUCAACAUUCAGUGAUGAGCGCUACCAUCUGGAGGCUAAGAUUGCUCACCUGGAAGAGGAGCUGGAGGAGGAACAGGGGAACAUGGAUACCAUGAACGACCGCCUGAGGAGAACUGUGCAGCAGGCAGACCAGCUGAGCAGUGAACUGCAGGCGGAGCGGGCCGUCAGUCUGAAGAGCGAGAGCAGCAGGCAGCACCUGGAGAGGCAGAACAAGGACCUGAGGGCCAAGCUGCAGGACAUGGAGAGCCAGGUCAAGUCCAAGUUCAAGGCCUCUAUCGCCGCCCUGGAGGCCAAGGUGCUACAGUUGGCGGACCUUCUGGAGCAGGAGAGCAGGGAGAAACAGGCUGUUGGGAGAGGGAUUCGUCAGAAAGAGAAGAAGCUGAAGGAUUUAACCAUUCAGGUGGAGGAAGAAAGGAAGCAAGCAUUCCAUUAUAAAGACCAGGUAGAGAAGGCCUAUGUGCGGGUGAAGCAGCUGAAGAGGCAGCUGGAGGAGUCGGAGGAGGAGUCACAGCAUGUUGCUGCUGACCGCAGGAAACUGCAGCGUGAGCUGGAGGAAGCCAGCGAGGCCAACGACGGCUUGAGCCACGAGGUGUCCUUGCUCAAGAGCAAACUCAGGAGAAGACCGGAAGCAUCCUACAGCAGCCCCCCACGCCGGGCUGGGGGAGGGGUGUCAAGAGCAGCCCGGAGGGUGCUGGAAAACACAGAGGCACCUGUGGAGGAGCCUGAACAUGAUCCAGCUCCUGUGGAGGGCAACGUCAAUGGAGCCGAGUCUGCAGAAUAGAGGCACCCCCCCAUCCGGCCCCAGCCACUCUCUGACCCACUUAGAAACCCAGCCCCACAGUAUGGGCUCAUUCCAAGUGCUUAUUUUACCCCCAUUUUUUUUCUUCCUUGCUUACGAUCUGGAAAUUGAUUACGGUCCACCAUAUUUAAUGACAUUCCAACCCGUUGAAUAUUCCUCAUAGGAGC
This is a messenger RNA of Conger conger (European conger), 6155 nucleotides long. RefSeq names its product myosin-11-like. The record is from RefSeq and is a predicted model, not a curated record. Lineage: Eukaryota; Metazoa; Chordata; Actinopteri; Anguilliformes; Congridae. Gene Ontology annotation, cellular component: myosin complex. The transcript is spliced from 41 exons. Gene Ontology annotation, molecular function: ATP binding; cytoskeletal motor activity; actin filament binding. Bases 1 to 5970 code for a protein of 1989 amino acids.